This is a messenger RNA of Colletotrichum phormii, 1578 nucleotides long. RefSeq lists its product as uncharacterized. Gene Ontology annotation, biological process: ubiquinone biosynthetic process. The coding region runs from base 1 to 1578 and encodes 525 amino acids. Gene Ontology annotation, cellular component: mitochondrion. Lineage: Eukaryota; Fungi; Ascomycota; Sordariomycetes; Glomerellales; Glomerellaceae. The record is from RefSeq and is a predicted model, not a curated record. The transcript has 3 exons.
AUGAUGCUGUCCCGAAGCCGGGCCCGGCUGCGCCCAGCCUGCAGCCGUCUCCGGAUGGAAGUGGGCACCGGCGCUUCCGGGUCGCGCCCGUCGAGUACCGCUCACGCUGCAAGACAGGUUCGGCAACCAGACGCCCCGUUCCGACUGGCCGUCGUCGGCUCCGGUCCAGCAGGCUUUUACUCCGCCUACCGGGUCAUGUCACAGCUUCCAGAGACCACGGUCGACAUGUAUGAGUCGCUGCCGGUGCCCUUUGGUCUCGUCCGCUUCGGCGUUGCCCCGGAUCAUCCCGAAGUCAAGAAUUGCCAGGACAAAUUCACAGAGGUUGCUGCCUCGCCCAAAUUUAACUUCAUGGGCAAUGUAUCCAUAGGCGACGUAGGCCGUCACCCUGACAGCUGCAAUGUGCCCUUUCCCACCUUAUUGCGGAAUUAUGAUGCGGUGUUACUCGCAUACGGUGCCGCCAAGGACAGAACCCUGGGCAUCCCUGGAGAAUCCAACCUCCAAGGCGUUUACUCAGCUCGCCAGUUUGUAGGCUGGUAUAACGGGCUCCCUGAGUACGCCGGUUUGUCACCGGAUCUCACAAAAGGAGACGAGGCCGUCGUUAUCGGUCAAGGCAACGUAGCCCUGGAUGUUGCUAGAAUGCUCCUCGAGGAUAUUGAUGCGUUGCGGAAGACAGAUAUCACAGAAGAGGCCCUUGCUCAGCUUGCAACGUCUCGCGUCAAGAGGGUUCAUGUCGUGGGAAGGCGAGGUCCAAUGCAGGCCGCAUUCACCAUCAAGGAGGUCAGAGAGUUGAUGAAGAUUCAAAGUGUUGGUUUUCAUCCGGCGGACAGCACGCUCAUACCCCCCGAUAUCAAAUCGCUUCCCAGAGCAGCAAAACGUUUGAUGGAAGUAGUUGCCAAGGGCUCUGCGUCUCGUCCAGGCAAUGUCGAGAAGUCAUGGUCGCUCGACUUCUGCUUGAAUCCCGUCGAGUUCUUGGCCAGCCAAACUUCACCCGCGGAUGUCGGUAGCACCGUCUUCGAGAGAACGGAACUGUCUCACAAAUUUGACCCCGGCGCUCAGGCCCGACUGACAGGGGAAACCGUCACGGUACCCUCGAACUUGGUCUUCCGUUCCAUUGGCUACAAGUCCGUCCCCUUGCCCGGGUUCAAAGAGGCUGGCGUAGCCUUCGAUGACCGCCGAGGCGUCGUGAUGAACGAUGGACGCGGCAGAGUUGUUGCAGUAGAUCAGGAAGAAGCGUCUGAAGCGACGCAGUCAGGGGUAACCCCCGGUGUCUAUUGUGCCGGUUGGGUUAAGCGAGGACCGACUGGCGUCAUUGCCUCGACGAUGCAGGAUGCCUUUGAGACGGGCGACUCCAUUAUUCAAGAUUGGCUGUCUGGUCUGCAUUUCCUAUCUGCGGGCAAUGAGAAGCCCGCGGCAGGGUGGGAUGGCGUUCGCGCAGAAAUUGGCGAUUCAGCAUCUAAGAGAACCAGCUGGGAAGACUGGCAAAGGAUUGAUGGCGUAGAGAAGGAAAAGGGCCGGGCCGCAGGCAAGGAGAGGGAGAAAUUCACAUCCACCAAGGCCAUGCUUGAGGUUCUGUCAUAG